Messenger RNA from Lepus europaeus (European hare), 3165 nucleotides. It is a transcript of the gene PCDH10, whose product is annotated as protocadherin 10. Gene Ontology annotation, cellular component: plasma membrane. Bases 1 to 3165 code for a protein of 1054 amino acids. The record is from RefSeq and is a predicted model, not a curated record. Gene Ontology annotation, molecular function: calcium ion binding. The transcript has 5 exons. Lineage: Eukaryota; Metazoa; Chordata; Mammalia; Lagomorpha; Leporidae. Gene Ontology annotation, biological process: homophilic cell-cell adhesion.
AUGAUUGUGCUAUUAUUCUUUGCUUUGCUCUGGAUGGUGGAAGGAGUCUUUUCCCAGCUUCACUACACGGUGCAGGAAGAGCAGGAACAUGGCACUUUCGUGGGGAAUAUCGCCGAAGAUCUGGGCUUGGACAUUACAAAACUUUCGGCUCGCAGGUUUCAGACGGUGCCCAACUCACGGACCCCUUACUUGGACCUGAACCUGGAGACCGGGGUGCUGUACGUGAACGAGAAGAUCGACCGCGAGCAGAUCUGCAAGCAGAGCCCCUCCUGCGUCCUGCACCUGGAGGUCUUCCUGGAGAACCCCCUGGAGCUGUUCCGGGUGGAGAUUGAGGUGCUGGACAUCAAUGACAACCCUCCCUCUUUCCCCGAGCCGGACCUGACUGUGGAAAUCUCGGAGAGCGCCACGCCGGGCACCCGAUUUCCCUUGGAGAGCGCCUUCGACCCAGACGUAGGCACCAACUCCUUGCGCGACUACGAGAUCACCCCCAACAGCUACUUCUCCCUGGACGUGCAGACCCAAGGGGAUGGCAACCGAUUCGCCGAGUUGGUGCUAGAGAAGCCUCUGGACCGAGAGCAGCAAGCGGUGCACCGCUACGUGCUGACCGCGGUGGACGGGGGAGGAGGGGGAGCAGCAGGAGGAGGAGGAGGAGGAGAAGCAGGAGGGGGAGGCGGCGGGGGAGCGGGCCUGCCCCCCCAGCAACAGCGCACCGGAACGGCCCUGCUCACUAUCCGAGUGCUGGACUCCAACGACAAUGUGCCCGCUUUCGACCAACCAGUCUACACUGUGUCCCUCCCAGAGAACUCGCCCCCGGGCACGCUCGUGAUCCAGCUGAACGCCACGGACCCGGACGAGGGCCAGAACGGAGAGGUCGUGUACUCUUUCAGCAGCCACAUUUCACCCCGGGCUCGAGAGCUCUUCGGACUCUCGCCGCGCACCGGCCGACUGGAGGUGAGCGGCGAGCUGGACUUUGAAGAGAGCCCGGUGUACCAGGUGUACGUGCAAGCCAAGGACCUGGGCCCCAACGCCGUGCCCGCGCACUGCAAGGUGCUGGUGCGAGUGCUGGAUGCUAACGACAAUGCGCCGGAGAUCAGCUUCAGCACCGUGAAGGAGGCGGUGAGCGAGGGCGCGGCGCCCGGCACCGUAGUGGCCCUGUUCAGCGUGACGGACCGGGACUCGGAAGAGAACGGGCAGGUGCAGUGUGAGCUGCUGGGGGACGUGCCGUUCCGCCUCAAGUCUUCCUUCAAGAAUUACUACACCAUCGUGACCGAGGCCCCCCUGGACCGAGAGGCGGGGGACUCCUACACCCUGACCGUGGUGGCUCGGGACCGGGGCGAGCCGUCCCUCUCCAGCAGCAAGUCCAUCCAGGUGCAGGUGUCGGAUGUCAACGACAACGCGCCGCGCUUCAGCCAGCCCGUCUACGACGUGUAUGUGACCGAGAACAACGUGCCGGGGGCCUACAUCUACGCCGUGAGCGCCACGGACCGCGACGAGGGCGCCAACGCCCAGCUGGCGUACUCGAUCCUCGAGUGCCAGAUUCAAGGCAUGAGCGUCUUCACCUACGUGUCCAUCAACUCCGAGAAUGGCUACCUGUACGCCCUGCGCUCCUUCGACUACGAGCAGCUGAAGGACUUCAGCUUUCAGGUGGAAGCCCGAGACGCCGGCAGCCCCCAGGCGCUGGCGGGCAACGCCACGGUCAACAUCCUCAUCGUGGAUCAGAACGACAACGCCCCUGCCAUCGUGGCGCCCCUACCGGGGCGCAACGGGACUCCGGCGCGCGAGGUCCUGCCCCGCUCCGCGGAGCCGGGCUACCUGCUCACCCGCGUGGCUGCCGUGGACGCAGACGACGGCGAGAACGCCCGGCUCACCUACAGCAUCGUGCGGGGCAACGAAAUGAACCUCUUCCGCAUGGACUGGCGCACCGGGGAGCUCCGCACAGCGCGCAGGGUUCCGGCCAAGCGCGACCCCCAGCGGCCUUACGAGCUGGUGAUCGAAGUGCGCGACCACGGACAGCCGCCCCUGUCCUCCACCGCCACCCUGGUGGUUCAGCUGGUGGACGGCGCCGUGGAGCCCCAGGGUGGGGCCGGGGCCGGAGGCGGAGGGUCCGGGGAGCACCAGCGCCCCAGCCGCUCCGGCGGCGGGGAGACCUCGCUGGACCUCACGCUCAUCCUCAUCAUCGCGCUGGGUUCGGUGUCCUUCAUCUUCCUGCUGGCCAUGAUCGUGCUGGCUGUGCGCUGCCAAAAGGAGAAGAAACUCAACAUCUACACGUGUCUGGCCAGCGACUGCUGCCUCUGCUGCUGCUGCUGCGGCGGCGGCGGGGGUUCGACCUGCUGCGGCCGCCAAGCGCGGGCGCGCAAGAAGAAACUCAGCAAGUCGGACAUCAUGCUGGUGCAAAGCUCCAACGUCCCUAGCAACCCGGCCCAGGUGCCCGUGGAGGAGUCCGGGGGCUUCGGCUCUCACCACCACAACCAGAACUACUGCUAUCAGGUCUGCCUGACCCCGGAGUCCGCUAAGACCGACCUGAUGUUCCUUAAGCCCUGCAGCCCUUCGCGGAGUACGGACGCUGAGCACAACCCCUGCGGGGCCAUCGUCACCGGCUACACCGACCAGCAGCCCGACAUCAUCUCCAACGGAAGCAUUUUGUCCAACGAGACUAAACACCAGCGAGCAGAGCUCAGCUAUCUAGUUGACAGACCUCGACGAGUUAACAGUUCUGCAUUCCAGGAAGCCGACAUAGUAAGCUCUAAGGACAGUGGCCAUGGAGACAGUGAGCAGGGAGAUAGUGACCAUGAUGCCACCAACCGCGGCCAGUCAGCUGGUAUGGAUCUCUUCUCCAACUGCACCGAGGAAUGUAAAGCACUGGGUCACUCCGAUCGGUGCUGGAUGCCUUCUUUUGUCCCCUCUGAUGGACGCCAGGCUGCCGAUUAUCGCAGCAAUCUGCAUGUUCCCGGCAUGGACUCUGUUCCAGACACCGAGGUGUUUGAAACUCCAGAAGCCCAGCCUGGGGCAGAGCGGUCCUUCUCCACCUUUGGCAAAGAGAAGGCCCUGCACAGCACGCUGGAGAGGAAGGAGCUGGAUGGACUGCUGUCUAAUACACGAGCGCCUUACAAACCACCAUAUUUGAAUUAUUUCCAUCCUUUUUCUUAUUUUGUCCAUUGGAGGUAA